Hermetia illucens (black soldier fly) is the source of this 5237-nucleotide messenger RNA. RefSeq names its product TGF-beta receptor type-1 (gene babo). Gene Ontology annotation, cellular component: plasma membrane; activin receptor complex. Gene Ontology annotation, molecular function: activin binding; ATP binding; activin receptor activity, type I. Bases 689 to 2494 code for a protein of 601 amino acids. The transcript is spliced from 8 exons. The record is from RefSeq and is a predicted model, not a curated record. Lineage: Eukaryota; Metazoa; Arthropoda; Insecta; Diptera; Stratiomyidae. Gene Ontology annotation, biological process: cellular response to growth factor stimulus; nervous system development; protein phosphorylation.
AAAUAAAUUUUCACUUUAAUUAAUGGCGACGUCUGUGUACAAAAAUCGUGUGUCGUACGUCGUGCAAUGUGUUUGAUUUUCAUUAAAUACCCCAAUAAAUCAUUUCAAAAUCUACCUAAACCUAUGUAAAAAUGACUGUCCACACAUAAAAUAACAUUCCCGACAAGUGAAAAUCGCUCUGGAUUUCGGGAAAUACGCGAAAAGUCACGUGCAAAAUUGCAUUGUUAUUGUCGCGCAAUGUCUUAGAAGGCGGUCGAAUUAGAUUCGAUUUUCAUGCAUCAUUUCGUUUUGUGCGUAUGCACUAAGUCUAUUAGGACUAAUCUGGUUUGUGGCGAAAAGUGUUUGUGAUAUUUCACUGCAGGAUAUGUGAGGAAUAAUGGACGUGCUUGCAUCGUGAUUUCGCGAUCAAUUUUCAUUGAUUUUUUCAAAAUACCUCGCCUCAGGUCUUACGCCUGUCGUAGUUGGGGAAAAGUUCAAUCGGAAGAUUCCCAAUUGGUUUUGAUUUGGUUGCUUCGUUUCCUCUGUUGUGCCGUGUGUGAUGUGAGUCCCUGCCGGUCCGGUCCAGGCAGAAUAUCGCGCAACGUGCGUAGGAAGCAAUAAAUAAAAGCUGCGCCCAAUUGAUUCCAAUUAGCGGAUAAGAAACCGCGACUAAGUCGACGCCGACGAAACUCUCAAGAUCCAGGGAAACAUGCAUAUCAGCGGACCCAGCCGAAAUUACGGUUCUGCAGUUGUUAUUGCGUUCGUGUGUAUUUUCGCUGCACGAACAAAUGCCUCGACGAUCCGCAGGUCGCCAAAUAGUGUGGCCGAUUCGAACGCCGGUAAGAGUGACGACAAUGCCUUAGCACCGAAAGCAGUGAAUGAUGGGAGCGAGGCGCAGUCUGGGGCCGCGGGGACGUCAUCUCAGCGGCAUCGGGCCGCCCGCGAUAAUUCAGCGCCGCCAGCGGACUCGCACUUGACGAACGUGGAGGGGGCCAAUACGCUUCCCAUGCUUGCCGGUGCCGAACGACAGAAUAAAACAAGACUGCUAAAAUGUCACUGCGAUAUAUGCAAAGAGGACAAUUACGUAUGCGAAACAGACGGUUUAUGUUUCACUUCAAUGGCCUAUGAGAAAGGCCAAUGGUUGUAUUCAUAUAGAUGCUUAAAUACAUCGCAAACGUUUCCUCCGGGCCGUCCGAUAUGGUGUAAUAAUAAUAGUGGUCGCGGUCCAACGACUCGACCAUCAUCGAAAAGGGGCGGCCAUAUUUGUUGUGAUAAAGAAGAUUUUUGCAAUUAUCUUCGAAAACCGGACAUAAUUAAUUAUGCGACGGCAUUAAAAUCGCGCGUUGAAGACAUACCUGAGCCAACGUCACUGAACACAUGGGCAUUAGUGGCUAUCAUAUUUUGCACAACUCUUGGAUUGUGCGUGCUUCUAAUGUUUGCUUAUUGGUAUUGGCAAUAUUGUCGUAGACGAUCCAAUAGUAGUCGACCAUUUAAGCAAGAGGACUCAGUCUGUGAUCCAAUUCUAAACGGAAAUACUAUACACGAUAUGAUUGAGAUGACCACAUCGGGAUCCGGAUCAGCUGGUCUACCAUUAUUAGUUCAACGAUCGAUUGCACGACAAAUUCAAUUAAACGGAGUGAUCGGCAAAGGCCGAUUCGGUGAAGUAUGGAAAGGCAAAUGGCGCGGGGAGAAUGUCGCCGUGAAAAUAUUCUCGAGUCGUGAAGAAUGCUCAUGGUUCCGUGAAGCCGAAAUUUACCAAACUGUGAUGCUCAGGCAUGAAAAUAUUUUAGGAUUUAUAGCAGCUGAUAAUAAAGAUAAUGGAACGUGGACCCAGUUAUGGCUUGUGACUGACUAUCAUGAAAACGGUUCGCUUUUUGACUAUCUAACCACGCACACGGUAGAUACAAAAGGCUUACUUGUAAUGGCAUUAUCAAUAGCUACUGGGCUGGCCCAUCUGCAUAUGGACAUUGUUGGUACACGGGGAAAGCCUGCAAUUGCUCAUCGUGAUCUAAAGUCAAAGAACAUAUUGGUUAAGUCGAAUUUAAGUUGUGCCAUAGGUGAUUUAGGUUUAGCUGUGCGACAUGUAGAAAAAGAUGAUUCCGUGGACAUACCGUCGACGCAUCGUGUUGGCACGAAGCGUUAUAUGGCGCCUGAAGUUCUGGACGAAAGUAUCAAUACACAACACUUUGAUUCGUUCAAGAGAGCUGAUGUGUAUGCAUUCGGUUUAAUUCUGUGGGAGAUUGCGAGAAGAUGUAAUAUUGGUAUGAUCUACGAUGAAUAUCAACUGCCAUAUUAUGAUCUUGUUCAACCUGAUCCGACAAUAGAAGAAAUGAGAAAGGUUGUGUGUAUCGACAACCAACGGCCAAACAUACCAAACCGUUGGCAUGCUUCGGACGUUCUUCAUGGUGUUGCGAAAGUCAUGAAGGAAUGCUGGUACCAACAUCCAGCUGCAAGGCUAACAGCACUACGAAUCAAGAAAACAUUAGCAAACAUAAGUGCUGAAGAUACUAUUUAAGGAUGGUGUGUUGUAAGUAAUUUUACGUGUUAAUGAUGGAAGGUCAGGUCUGGAGAUGUAAAGUAGGUAUAUAUCUGUAAAAUAUACGAAACGAGUCGAAGAUGCGAAUAGGUACAGCAUUGAUAUCAAAUUAAAGGUGGAACAGAUGAAGAAGAGAGGAGAGGAAUGAAAACAAUUAUUUUAAGUUUUUUUUCUGAAACAUUCUGCAAACGAAAAAACGAACUUUGUUAGAGUAAGUCUUCGAUCCUCAGUUUUUUUUAUUCAAAGUGAGUCAGUUUUGUGAUUCUAAUCAAAUACAAUAUUCCAAAGCUUUCUGUUGCUCACUAGGUAUCUUAGCUGCCAUCAAGUUUUAUUUACGCCGAGUGAGAAAACAUGUGAAACUGAAUAAUAUCUCAACAUUCAGAAGGCCUUUUAAUAUUUAAAUGUAGUAAUACAUAUUUUAACAUGUUUCCAUAUGGGGAAAUGGAAAUUGAUGUAAAAGACUGAUUGAGUGUUAGAUUUUCGUUGUUUUUUGUUAUAGUUUCUUAGUCAUGUUUUUAUGAGGAUACAGAGCAGUAAUUUUACUUGUAAAUUUCAGGUUAUUGAACGCAUGUUGUAGAUGGUAAUGAAAAAGAAAUUUUUGUACAAGUUAGGAAAAAAGUAAGAACUAUCCAGUGUUAAAAUAAUAUAAUGAUUUUGAGAAAAUGAAAGCAAGCAGUUUUAAUAUUUCGGUUUGUUGAAAUUUGAGAGCUUUUGUUGAUCCUUUUGAGAAAUUUGCACAUAUUGCAUAAAUUUAUCGAAUCCAGUGUAAGUAUCUUGCAAAAAUCAUCAUUUUCUAUAUGGAAAAACCAGGGUAUUGAUGCUUAACGGACGGACGACUCGUAAAACUGUUUCGAAAAUCGAACUUUUGGCGGAUGUUGCAGCAUCGCUUGUCCCUUUGUAUGAGAUCAACUCAGUUUUCUUUCUAUGAGUUUAACUGAUUUGUCUUUCGUAAUGCCCACAGCGAGUCUUAGUAGUUUCAAUUAUCGUCUAGGUAUGCAGAAUGCAUACUAGAACCAACAUCUAUGUUUUAUUGCGUUGUUAUGGAUUUUGAACAGGCAUUUCAGCCCAAAUGAUAGAGUUCGGAAUCAAUUUGAAUCUUAAAAUAAUAAAAUUUUAAUAAUUUGUAUUUGAUUGGAAACACAAAAUUCUAUUAACGCUUGGUAACCUACUUCGCUUACCUGCACCAAUCGGAAUCCAAAGAGAAAUCAAAAUCACUGUAAUUUUGAAUAAUGAGCCAUAUAUUGUAUAUUUUCCCGAUUAUGUCAAUGUAAAUAAUGCUGUUGCGAACUUUCCAAAUAUCAAUAAAGUACAAUUGCUUUUUAAUUCCAAUAGAACCAAAUCCGUAAAUCCUGUUUCUCAAAAGUGCUUAUUCAUUCUUCAUGAGAAAUUUCUGCUUUGAAAAAUUUAAUCUAGUCAGAAUAAUUCAGUUUACUCAUGUUUUUGUUAUGCUAAUAUUUUAAAAGAGUGAUAAAAAUCCGUAGAUCUGAACGUAGCUCUUGUGGCAUUAGAGAGGAACGGAAACAUAGGUCUUUAUAUGUAUAGCGUUACGUGAUUAGUAUUCUUAGUCUUUAAUCUAUAUGAAAUCAUUUCCUAUGCGCUAUAGUCUAAGGUUUUCAACGGACCUUAGAUAAAACUUCUUCCAAUUGCAUUUAUAUGACAUUAAAUGCAAAUAUUAUUUAGUUAUAUUUUAUUAUUUGUUCAGAAUCGAAGUAUUUUUACCGCGAUGAACUUUAUUUUAUUUUUCCUUAUGUAGACCGGAAAACAAACUAAAAAAAUUGAAUGUGGAGAUUAUUCCUUCUAUUUCGAAAUCCUGGUUGAAAGUAACUGAACUUACGUAGGAAUUAAUUUGCAUAUAGGAACCAAAAAGUAUAAUUUUUAUUCAACAACUAAAACGUAAAAUAUCGAGUCAGCACAUUUUGAAUUAGCAAGCACCAUGGAUUUCGUCCCUUAGCAUGGGUUGAGAGGGUUAUACUAUAUUAAAUGCUAUGCGUAGAAAUAUUUAGGUGAUGAAAAUAUUUCCUAUAUAGCUAGAAGUAUCAAAUUACUGAAAAUCAAUCAUAUUUUAAAUCAACUGGUGAUUUGAUGUGGAAUAUUUUUAGAUUCGUAAGGAAGCGAGCUCGUGUUAGUCAUGAAAUGACCAACAAAAAAAGUAACGACGGACUGACUUUUAAGAAUGAAAUAUUAAAUAUAAAUAAUUUAGAACAAAAAGAAAAUAUUCGGGAAAUAAGAAUCACUACUAAAUUAAUAUGAAAAAAUAUAACAAUUGUUGUAGUUUUACUAGCAAUUAGAUAUUGCGAACACUUCAAUCUUUUUUAUUGUUUUACAAAAUUUAUCACUUGUACAUAUUGUAUUUCUACUACUUAUCUAGCCUUUAUCAUUUUUAUAUACCACAUGAACGUUUUAUAUUGAAAUGGAAUAAAAUUAACCUUAAAUACGAAAAAUGAAAAAACACUGAUCAAAUAAAAAAAAAUAUUCAUAAUAAUGUUAAGAAUUGAAAAGAGAAUAAUAUAUUGAAAAACGGUAAAAUGUGAAAAAAUAUAUAAUGGACUCUAGUGGACGUGAGAGAGUUUGUUAGUUUGUAACAUAAGAUCACAUUUAUUUAAUGUUUCAAAAGUAAUUUAUAGGUUUAUUUUGUAAGUUCUUUAUAUUGAACAGAAUGAACAAAGUGCGUGUAUGUUGGAGGAAUGAGUGAGGUUUAAGAAUAUAUAUGCAAAAAUUAUAA